Messenger RNA from Iphiclides podalirius (scarce swallowtail), 1473 nucleotides. The record is from the annotation of a GenBank genome assembly. NCBI's taxonomy places the organism in Eukaryota, Metazoa, Arthropoda, Insecta, Lepidoptera, Papilionidae.
AUGGGGGCUCAGCAGGCGAAGGAGCGCGGCACGGCCAUCGGCGCGUCCAUGCGCUCGGCCCGAAGCAGGCCGCGAGCGCCCAGGGACCCCCGCAUGCUAGGCUCCAAUAUAUUCACAGAACACAGUGAGGCAUUGCGGCAAAGUCGUCCACUACCGCACAUUCCAGACCUGCCGGAUGGAGAAGGCGCCGGGCCAGCGCCUGCCACGCCGCAACCACUCGACACCGCCAACAGAUGGACAUCAAAAGAAAACUUACUAGCCCAUCAAGAAGAAGACGAUCCGCAACUAUUCGUGGCGUUGUACGACUUCCAGGCGGGAGGCGAAAAUCAGCUUAGCCUAAAGAAAGGUGAACAGGUGCGCAUAAUGAGCUACAACAAGAGCGGCGAGUGGUGCGAGGCGCACACACUGUCCGGCGGCCGCGUGGGCUGGGUGCCGAGCAACUACGUGACGCCGGUCAACUCGCUGGAGAAGCACUCUUGGUACCACGGACCCAUAUCGCGCAACGCCGCCGAGUAUCUCCUGUCGUCCGGCAUCAACGGCAGCUUCCUGGUUCGCGAGUCUGAGUCCAGCCCUGGCCAAAGAAGUAUAUCCCUUAGAUAUGAAGGCCGCGUGUAUCACUAUCGCAUCAAUGAAGAUUCCGACGGAAAGGUGUACGUGACGUCCGAGUCGAAGUUCGGCACGCUGGCCGAGCUGGUGCACCACCACUCGGUGCUCGGCGACGGGCUCAUCACGCAGCUGCUGUACCCGGCGCCGAAGCGCAACAAGCCCACCGUGUUCCCGCUCGCGCCGCCCGACGAGUGGGAGAUCGACCGCACCGACAUCGUGAUGAAGCACAAACUGGGCGGCGGCCAGUACGGCGACGUGUACGAGGCCGCCUGGAAGAGGGGCAACGUGACGGUUGCGGUGAAAACGUUGAAGGACGACACGAUGGCGCUGAAGGACUUCCUCGAGGAGGCGGCAAUAAUGAAGGAGAUGCGCCACCCCAACCUGGUGCAGCUGCUCGGCGUUUGCACAAGGGAGCCGCCGUUCUACAUUAUCACGGAGUUCAUGAGCCGUGGCAACUUGCUCGACUACCUGCGCACGGGCAACCGCGAGCACAUCGACGCGGUGGUCCUCAUGUACAUGGCAACCCAGAUCGCGUCCGGAAUGAGUUACUUGGAGAGCCGUUCAUUCAUUCACAGGGACCUGGCAGCUCGCAACUGCCUCGUAGGCGAGAACCACCUGGUGAAGGUGGCGGACUUCGGGCUGGCGCGGCUGAUGCGCGACGACACGUACACCGCCCACGCCGGCGCCAAGUUCCCCAUCAAGUGGACCGCCCCGGAGGGCCUCGCCUACAACACAUUCAGCACCAAGUCCGACGUGUGGGCCUUCGGCAUACUGCUGUGGGAAAUCGCCACGUACGGCAUGUCCCCCUAUCCCAGGGUCGACCUGGCGGACGUCUACCACAUGCUCGAGAAGAGGAUCAUAGGAUCC